Messenger RNA from Anolis sagrei ordinatus, 2347 nucleotides. RefSeq names its product zinc finger protein 665-like. NCBI's taxonomy places the organism in Eukaryota, Metazoa, Chordata, Lepidosauria, Squamata, Anolidae. The record is from RefSeq and is a predicted model, not a curated record.
AUGGAGACCUGUGAGAACAUGCCCUCUGGAAAUCGGGGGGAGAACGAGAACCAUGGAGAGCCAGCUGUAACAAAGCCCAUCAUGGAAACACAGGAGCUUGGAAAGGAAAAGACAAGGGAAAUAGAAAGCGCAACCCAAGUGAAAAACCCAACGACAUUGUCUUCUUUCCAGCAGGCUGAUCAUUCUGAACCUCUAGCCUCAGAAUCAAAUGAAAUGGAAUGUUCUGACUGUGGGAAAACGUGCAAAUGCCAUUCACAGUUAGACAUCGAUGCCAGGUUCCCCAAGGGAGACAAAUGUAUGGACUGUGGAAACAAUUUUAGUCCAUGUGAUCAUCUUCAUUCACAUAAAAAAACACACAAAGACGAGAAACUAUAUCAAUGUAUGGAUUGUGGAAAGACCUUCGGUUAUAGCUACAAUCUGCGUCUCCAUCAGAUGAUCCACACGGGAGAGAAGCCACAUAAAUGCAUGGAAUGUGGGAAGUGCUUCAGGGCGAGUGGAACACUUCGUGUCCAUCAAAGGACCCACACAGGGGAGAAGCCAUAUAAAUGCAUUGAAUGCAGAAAGAGCUUUACUGAUAAUCGAACAUAUAUACGUCAUCUAAUGAUUCACACAGGGGAGAAACCUUUCAAGUGCAUGGAAUGCGGAAAGAGCUUCAUUCGGAGGGCACAUCUGCGUGACCAUCAAAGGACCCACACAGGGGAGAAACCAUACAAAUGCAUGGAAUGUGGAAAGAGCUUCGUUUCUAGCUGGAGUCUACGUUACCAUCAAAGGACCCAUACAGGAGAGAAACCAUAUCAAUGCAAGGAAUGCGGAAAGAGCUUCCGUCAUAAUAGAACAUGUAUUAACCAUCAGGCGAUUCACUCAGGGGAGAAAAGUAUUGAUACUGGGAAGAGGCCAUAUAAAUGCAUGGAUUGUGGAAAGUAUUUCCGUCGGAGGGAACAUCUGCAUAGCCAUCAAAGAAUACACACAGGAGAGAAGCCGUAUAAAUGCGUGGAAUGUGGAAAGAGCUUCCGUGAUAUUUCAACAUACCAUAAACAUCUAAAGACACACACAGGAGAAAAGCCAUUUGAAUGUAUAGAAUGUGGAAAGAGGUUUGGUGACGGUGCGCAACUUCGUAUGCAUCAAGUAACGCACACUGGGGAAAAGCCAUAUAAAUGCAUAGAAUGUGGAAAGACCUUCAAUAGGAGUUCAAAGCUGCGUUACCAUCAAAGAAUACACACAGGGGAGAAGCCAUACAAAUGCAUGGAAUGUGGAGAAAGCUUCCGUAUUCGUGGAUCAUAUAAUAAUCAUCUAAGGACCCACACAGGGGAGAAGCCAUAUCAAUGCAUGGAAUGUGGAAAGAGUUUCAGGUGGCAUCAAUCUCUGAAGGGCCAUCUAAGGACCCACACAGGGGAGAAGCCAUAUCCGUGCAUGGAAUGUGGAAAGAGUUUCAGGUUGCAUCAGUCUCUAAGAUACCAUCUAAGGACCCACACAGGGGAGAAGCCAUAUCAGUGUGUGGAAUGUGGAAAGCGUUUCAAUUCGGGUUCACAUAUGCGUUCCCACCAAAGGACCCACACAGAUGAGAAGCCAUAUAAAUGUAUAGAAUGUGGAAAUAGUUUCAGGUGGAGUGUGCAGCUGCAUUGCCAUCAAACAACACACACAGGGGAGAAACCAUAAAAAUGCAUGGAAUUUGGAAAGAGUUUUGGUUGGAGUAAUGCUCUGAGUUACCAUCAAGGAAUACACACAGGGGAGAAGCCAUACAAAUGCAUGGAAUGUGGAAAAAGCUUCCGUAGUAGUGGAUCAUAUAAUAAUCAUCUAAGGGCCCACACAGGGGAGCAGCCAUACACAUGCAUGGAAUGUGGAAAGAGUUUCAGUGGUCCUGGAUCAUAUAAUAAUCAUCUAAUGGCUCACACAGGGGAGAAAACAUAUAUGUGCACGGAAUGUGGGAAGACCUUCAGCAGGAUUACAUCAUGUUGUAAACAUCUGUUGACUCACGUCGGUGAAACUGAAUGCAUGGGAGGUGGAAUGAAAUUCGGAGGAAAUAUUCAUGUUGUCCCUCUAAUUCCUUAGAAUUUACCAGCUUUUUCCAGCAGCUAGAGUUUGAGAUCUGUGUUGAAAUUCCUCAAAAUGAUUUUCUAAUGUCAAUCCAUUUCUUCUAUUCCAUGUAUUAGACACUUGUUCCUCUUAAGCAGUCCUGGUCAUCUAUCGGGAGUGCUUUGAAUGUGAUUUUCUGCUUCUUGGCAGGGGGUUGGACUGGAUGGCCCAAGAGGUCUCUUCCAACUCAAUGAUUCUAUGAUAUUUUCCCCAUGUAUAUGUUUUUAUAAUGAAACUGAAUGGCACCUACAAUAAAGUUGGUUUUUACAAGUUC